CAUGUCUCAAUUCUCACUUCUCCUUUCCCUUUUGUCAAUUCCCUCAGCCAGCUCAUUUUCACCGCUCCUGUCCCACCACUCGGACUGGUGAGGGCCCAGCCAUGGGCUGGGGGCUCUGGGGGGUCUUGCUCACCUGGGCACUGCUGGCAUGGGUGACAGGGGCUGAGCAGUCCCAGGAACUCUUGUCCUCUUCAGGGUUUGGGGUGUGCAGCAAGAACUUGAAUCUCUCACGCCUAGAAGUUCUGCCGGGAGGGGGCUGGGAUAACCUCAGGAAUUUGGAUAUGGGCAAAGUUAUCAACCUGGGCUACUCACAGUGCAAGACCACAGAAGAUGGAUCUUACCUCAUCCCAGACGAGAUCUUCACUAUCCCCCGCAAGCAGAGCAACCUGGACAUCAACUCUGAGAUCAUCGAGUCCUGGAAGGAUUACCAGAGCAUCACCUCUGCCUCCAUCAACCUGGAGCUGUCACUCUUCUCCUCCAUCAAUGGCAAAUUCUCUGACGACUUCCACCGCACCAAGACCCACCACGUGAGAGACCAGGCUGUCACCACUCGGGUGCAAGUCAGGAACCUGGUUUACACUGCCAAGAUCGACCCCGAGGCGGCCCUGGACGAGGCCUUCAAGAAGCAGCUGCUGACCAUCGCCAGCCACCUGGAGAACAACCAGACCCAGAUGGCCGAUUUUCUGGCCGAGGUGCUGGUGGUCAACUACGGCACCCACGCCAUCACCUCCGUGGACGCGGGAGCCACCCUGGUGCAGGAGGACCAGAUCAAGGCUACCUUCCUGAAGGACAGCUGGGCCACACGGAACACCGUCACCGCCUCGGCCGGCGCGGCCUUCCACAGCAUCGUCAGUGUGGGAACCAAAGAAUCCCUGGACUCCAGCUCUGCCUUCACCAAGCAGUACCUGGAGAACCGCACCAACUCCAGGGUGGAGAGCAUCGGCGGGACCCCCUUUUACCCAGGCAUCACCCUGAAGACGUGGCAGGAGAGGAUUCAAAACCAGCUGGUGGCCCUGGACCGCUCGGGGCUGCCCCUGUACUACUUCAUCAAGCCGAGCGCAGUGCCGGAGCUGCCGGCGCCCACGGUGAGGAGGGUGGCCCAGCGCGUGGAGCUUGCCAUCCGCCGCUACUACGCCUUCAACACCGCCCCGGGCUGCACCGACGCCUCCUCGCCCAACUUCAACUUCCACGCCAACACCGACGACGGUUCCUGCAAGGGCACCAGGGCCAACUUCACCUUCGGGGGAGUCUUCCAGGAGUGCGUCGGCCUGGGCGGUCCCGACACCGGCGCGCUGUGCCGGGCGCUGGAGCAGAGGAACCCCCUCACCGGGGCCUUCUCCUGCCCCGCCACCUACACCCCGGUGCUGCUGGGUGUGCAGGAGCGGGAGGAGGGUCACAGCCACCUGGAGUGCCACAACAAGUGCACCUUGGGCAUUUUCUGCCACCGUAAGUGCCAGGACGUCUUCUGGCUCUCCCGGGUGCAGUUCAGCGCCUACUGGUGCGCCGCGAACGGGUCGGUGGCUCCAAACUCGGGAUACCUCUUUGGGGGGCUGUUCAGCACCCACAGCACCAACCCUAACACCGGAGCCCAUUCCUGUCCCUCGGGCUACUUCCCACUGAAGCUCUUCGGCGAGCUCAGAGUGUGCGUGAGCCAGGAUUAUGAGCAGGGGACCGAGUACGCGGUGCCCUUCGGGGGCUUCUUCAGCUGCCAGGCGGGGAACCCCCUGGCUGGGCAGCACCACGGCACGGCUGAGGACCCCCACGCCAAGGGCUGUCCCCCGGGCUUCAGCCAGCACCUGGCACUCAUCAGCGACAGCUGCCAGGUGCAGUUCUGUGUCCAGGCCGGCCGCUUCACUGGGGGCUCGCUGCCUCCCGCCCGCCUGCCCCCCUUCACCCGGCCCCCCGCCAACCUGCCGGCCGUGGACACCCUGCUGGUGCGGGACGGGGACAGCACCUGGGUGAGGGACGGCCAGAGCCACGUAUGGCGGCUGGCACGGCCGGAGGAGGUCCAGAACGUGGCCGAAAUCGUCAGGGGCCGGGGGCUGUCAGGGGGAGAGGUGGCUGGGGUCACCGUGGCCGUGCUGGCGGGGCUGGCUACCGUCCUGGGGACAGCCUGGUACGGCCACCGGCGCUACAGGGCCAGGGGAUACCGAGCGCUGGGCACAGGGGACAGCCCGGCCCCUGCCAGCCCCGAGCACAGCACGGUGCUGAACGUGGGCGAGGGGUACCAGCAAGAGCCGGAGGGGACGGUGCCCUGAGUGCCCCCUCCCCUUGUACCCCAAACCCAAAGGAAAAGGAAGGAGCAGAGGGGCCCCGUGGAGGGUUAUUUCCCAAGUCCUGCAUGCUGCAAGCUGCAACCCCUGUCUCCAUGUAUAUCUAUCGGGAUAGAUAUACACACGCAUGCAGAGAGGCACGGAGCAGUUUUAUUUCAGCCAGCAACUCAUCGUGUAGUCAACAGAGCAUUAAAAAAAAAGGAAAAAAAAAAAAAA
Messenger RNA from Parus major (Great Tit), 2489 nucleotides. RefSeq names its product macrophage expressed 1 (gene MPEG1). The transcript has a single exon. The record is from RefSeq and is a predicted model, not a curated record. Gene Ontology annotation, biological process: defense response to bacterium. Bases 102 to 2258 code for a protein of 718 amino acids. NCBI's taxonomy places the organism in Eukaryota, Metazoa, Chordata, Aves, Passeriformes, Paridae.